AUGUCAGAUAGAGGUCUUGAACUUCGAAUCUGGAAAAACAAAUUAUAUAAUUUGCAGCGCGAAGCUCCCUCUCCGCAUGUCAUCCCUUGUACUCAGUUACUGAAGUACUGUCCACCUCAAUACGGUAUUGAAUAUCAUGGUCCGAUAUCACGCCAAGAAACUGAGGAAUUGCUUACCGAUGCACAGGACGGAUCUUACCUUAUUAGAGACAGUCAACGUGCUGAACAUGCUUAUACGUUGGUCAUCUGGUUCGAUAAUGUGGCGAAGAAUUUUAAAUUGUUCUUUGACCCUGUAAACAAACAACACUACGUUGGAGAGACCAAGUUCGACACAGUAGAACUACUCGUUGCUGAUGGUCUUAUUCAUUUUUACGUAGAAACCCGUGGAGCAGAUGUUCUAAAAAAGAUAGCAGAAGCUAACAUUUAUGAGAAGACGCCAUUUUAUAAGGUCCGCUAUCACACUUUCAAUGCACAGGCAGUAGAAGCAUGUCUUAAUCUGAAGCCCUCAGAAAACAAAGAAAUGACGAACGAUCGCCCUCUUCCCUCGCCUCUAAAACAUCUUCACGCCUCUCAACAUUAUGCAAACACGCCAAAGCAACUAGUGGCGACUCGUCGUCAGUCAGUGGAUGCCAGUCAUCUUGACGAGCGUUUUAAAUCUCAGUUUAGUGUUUAUCCAAAGCCAAUUAUUCGUGACUGGCCUGAUGAUAAGCAUGAAUCUAAGGAUUAUCGCAAUUACCCUCCAAUGGCUAUUAAUCAGUUUGCUGUUUGCGGUCAAUCACAACAAGAGACUGUUACAACUACUAGCUCCUCUAAUCUUGAAGUAGGAUUUUCUCAUUUACGUCUAGGACCACCUCUUGUGAGCAAAAUUCCAGUUGUCAGCUGUCCACAGUCUUCCGCUGAAGCUGCAUCUUUCACAACUCAGACUACUUUCCAUGGCACCAACUUAUAUGCUGCCGUUCCUCCUGGAAUGACACAUUCUAGUUCACAUGCAUCAUCUGUUAUUUCCUGUGAUGUGCGACCAAUUAGUCAACCAACUUCAAAUUUUACUCCAGUUACAGCAGUUAACAGUGUAUUAGCUGUUAAAACUAUUACCUCAAAUAAUCAGUCUUCACCAGUUAAUUCCAGUUUACUGCAAGCACCCCUUGCUACUUGUUUCUCCGGUGAAUCAAGUAGUCUAAGUUCGUGUACGAACAGCAGUUCUAGUAGCCAAGUGGGUAUCCUACCUGUUCAGUCAUAUGAUUUGGAAUGCGAAUUUUCCUCUGAAUCGCUUGCUCCAAGGCAUAUGUCAUCUGGAAAUUCUGACUGCGCUCAAAAUGAUGCUAUGCGUAAUCUUCAAGAACGCUAUAACUUACCUAUUGCAUGUUUACCUGAUCCAUGUACUUUCAUUUCAAAUGUGAAACCACACAAUUUUAGAAUUCAUACUUAUCGUGGACCCCAUUGGUGUGAUUAUUGUACGCAUUUCAUUUGGGGACUUGUUGCUCAAGGCAUGAAAUGUGUAGAUUGUGGAUUUCAGGCGCAUAAACGAUGUGCUGAUCUUGUACCGUGUGAUUGUGUACCAGAUAUUAAACAAAUGAAACGUGUCUUUGGUGUCGACUUGACUAAUUUGGCAAGAGCUGAAAAUAAGGCUGUACCAACUCUUUUGAUUAAGUGUAUCCAAGAGAUAGAACGUCGAGGUGGUUUAUCUUGUGAAGGUCUUUAUCGUAUACCUGGGAAUUAUGAUCUAGUUGAAGAAUUACGUAUUGAAUUUGAUAAAGACCCAGAAUUAGCGAAUAUAACUGAAUCACGCGUUAGAGAUAUCAAUGCUUUGACAAGUUUGAUUAAAUCAUUUCUACGUCAAUUACCUGUUCCGUUAAUCACCUAUGAAGCCUAUCCGGAUCUACUUGACAUUGUUCGGGAUGAGCGACUGAUAGAACAAGAAAAGCUUGAUUUACUAAAAAAAGUAUUCUCCCGGUUACCGGGUGCUCAUUAUGAAAGUUUACGCUACUUCAUCAAUCAUAUUCACAGGGUAGCUGAGAAACAAGAUAUCAACAUGAUGACUACAAGUAAUCUAGCCAUUGUUCUAUCACCUACACUAUUGAGUUCAUCUUAUACUGAUCCUAUAAGUUGUUUGGCUGGAACACUUUUUGAGCAUGCCUUAAUUGAAUUACUCAUAAAGCAUUGUACUUAUCUCCUCCCUCCAAGUGGACGUUGGUAUACAGCUAGACCUAGUGAAUUACUCGAUGGUGUGAUUCAUCAUUCACCAACAUAUCGACAUAGUCAAAUUAUUACUAAUAAUCCAAUAGGAGCAAGUAUAACAACUAGUAUACCAUCUUCGUAUAAGAAAUGGAGUUUUCUAAGAAGUCGAUCAUCUACAGAUACUCGUCCAGUGCCAACUUUAUCACCAAUUCCAUAG
Heterobilharzia americana is the source of this 2391-nucleotide messenger RNA. NCBI's taxonomy places the organism in Eukaryota, Metazoa, Platyhelminthes, Trematoda, Strigeidida, Schistosomatidae. The record is from the annotation of a GenBank genome assembly.